Molecule: messenger RNA, 1033 nt
Organism: Thamnophis elegans (Western terrestrial garter snake)
Lineage: Eukaryota; Metazoa; Chordata; Lepidosauria; Squamata; Natricidae
Gene: RFESD
Product: Rieske Fe-S domain containing
Exons: 4
Coding region: 507-1019 (170 amino acids)
Molecular function (GO): 2 iron, 2 sulfur cluster binding
Source: RefSeq, a predicted model, not a curated record
CAUACGACCAGCUUUAGCCAAUAUAAAGAGCGCAGUAUUUUUCCAGGUUUUAAAAAACCUGCGUAACCUUCAACCUUUUCGGGAUCUGAUGAAGCUGACCUGCCCUCCAAACUCCUCUUGUUCUGUUUCAAAUGGGGCUUCAGGGUCUCUUCUUCGUACCAGGCUUUUCUUAACCAUUUCUCCCUAUUAUUCCUCUCGAUCUGGCCAACCCCAGACCUCUGUGGCAUUUUCCAAAAAUCCACCAUUUUGCUUCUGGUUUUGUUUCUUGAAUAAACCAGGGUAGGCAGGAAAAAAAAAGUAUUAGGGGAUUUGCAAACAAGAAAGACCCUUGAAAAUUUCCUCCAAAGCAACCCAAGGCAUAAAGAAGCACUAAUCAGCAGGCCAGGUUUUAUCACGUGACGCUUAUAGUGCCAAUAACAUUCAGAUGUGACGCACCAGCAGGGGGGAGAAAAACAACCUAACCCAGGAACAUCAUCUUGCAGCGUAGGACUCGUAGCCAGAUUUGAAUGGCAUCCCUUUCGACGGGCGAAAUGGAACAGGAUAUUAAUGAAAGCAGUAUGGUCAAACCAUCUAAAAGGAAGGAAAUGUCUAGUCCAAUUUAUGUUGGUAGAGAAGAUGAUAUUAAAAAGCUCCAGAGAACAACAGCCACUGUCCACGGGAGACAAGUUGUUAUUUUCUACCAUGGUGGACACUUUUACGCUCUGGAUUGCCGCUGUUACCAUGCAGGAGGUCCCUUACAUCUUGGUGAAAUAGAGGAAAUCAAUGGGCAAUCAUGCAUUAUUUGUCCUUGGCAUAAGUAUAAAAUAACUCUGAAUACAGGUGAAGGAUUGUAUCAAGCAAUAAAUCCCAAAGAACCAUCUGCAGUACCCAAGUGGAAAUCAAAAGGAGAAAAACAAAGGACUCACAGAGUCACCGUGGACAACGGAAAUGUUUAUGUGACUCUUUCAGAUUUAAUGGAGUAUAAAGAGUCUGACUACUAUGCUGAAAAAUACAAAACAGAAAAAAUUGCAGAGAAAUAAACUUUUAAAUAACA